AAAUCACAAUUCCCCUUUUCCUCCUUGGGACAGUCUGAUUUUUUUUUUGACUGGCACAAACCACGUUGUGUUUGGGGGUUCAAGUUUUGGACCCACCCUUGUGGGGCUUCUGUUACUGCCUGUCACAUAUUGACCAUCUGUUAUUUGACUGCCUCUCCUAGAUGACCUGCCAGUAAUUUGACUCCUCUGAACUCAUACAUAUGUACUUAAUUGGCAGCCUGGCACCAAUUGCAGUGCUCUGAGAAUUUCUUGAAUACUAGGGGACUGCAGAGAUUGUGGUUGGAAAGACCCAGUCUUGACUUUACAUGGCUUGUGGGGCAAAAUGCAGAGCCAGACAUUUACAUGGUACGAUUUGUUGUAACGAAAGUAUCAUCCAGUUUCAUAAGAACCUAGCGGUUGGACAGUGGCAUCGGCCUAUGGGAGUCAGAUAAAAAUUGCAAGGCCACCGAGAGUAGCUUUAUGGUGCCCUAUGCAUGAACAGGUGGUGUUUUUUCUUCCAAGAAGUCUGUGAGUAAAGUGUUUUCUGUAAAAUCUUCAUACCGUUUCAUUACCCUUUUCUUUUUCUUGUCCAUUAAAAGAAAGGCAACAAACAUGCUGUCAUUUUUCCCCUUCUAAAAUGAGUUUAUUUUGUAUUACAGAGGAAUCAGCAUGUGACCUGUUGUUUCAUCCUUUGUGCUCCUCUACUCUUCUCCUUAGACCUUUUAUUUAUUUUUUCCUCUCUCCUGCCAAAGCGGAUAGUGGAAUUUAACUAUUAACUGUCUUCAUUGAAACACAACUCAACAACUAUGAAAAAAAAUACGAAUUUCUGAAUGAUUAUAUCUUCAAUUGUUGUUGUAAUGAUGUUUCUUUCAGUGACAAAUUUCUGUAAAGCAACAUUUAUUUUGUUAAAAAAAACAUUAGAAAUUAUGAGAGAAUGAGGUGGAAUAAAAUAAAAAUAUGAGAUGAUUUUUGAGUACCAAAAAUCACUGAGAAUUUGAUGCAUUACUUAAGUCAUCCAGAAGAAAACCAAAAAUAAUUUUGAGGCAUAACCUAUGAUAAAAUAGAUGCGCCUACAUAACUAGAUUUUAUUCAGAUUUCAUAUGUCAAUAAAACAUUGUAUGAAUCAUCAAUAUGCAAACUACUUCUAUUUUAGUGAAACUAUUCACAAGAUAGUAGCUUUUCCAACAACCCAGUGCAAAGAUUUAUUUCCUCACUUUCCCCUUUAGUUUCUCUGGAAAAAAGCAUCUAUGAUUUUGUAUUAGAUGGUAGUCACUGGAAAGACAUAUAAUGUCAAUAAUAUUUAUGGUCUUCCUGAAUCUGGCCGUAUCCAUUGUACAGAACACCAUAUUCAGAAAGUUACGCGCUCACUCAUGUGGGCAAGUUAGUUUCACUAUGUUUUGAAGUAAAUUUCUAGAUCUAAAAAAAAAUGUAGUACUUCAGGAAAGUUUCAAGCACAGCUGAUUCUUAUAAAGAGUCUAUGCAUAAACAUCAAUGCUAGAAAAACAACUCAAUAAAAUUCUAAACCGAAAGAAUAUUGAGUAUGUCAUUCUUACACAUAAAAGACAACAGUUUGAACUCCAUAUUGCUGCUUCUGUAUAUCAAAAUAUCAGGUCAGUGAUUUAUUUGCAUGUAAAUAACACUGAUGAAAUUAAGUGGUUUCGAUUCAUCUGGCAUUCAUUAAGAUCUUACUAUAAGUGAUUCAGUUUCUAAAAGUCACAUUAAGAUCUUAGUAAUUAUUUCUGCAGUCAAUGGGAGAGAAUGAAACAUGGGUUACUUUCAUUAGAAAAUACAGUUAUUCCCAGUAGAAAGCAAAAACUGAGAGUUAAAGCAGAUUUUAGGCUUGACAUUGUAGAAUAUGUUUACUGUUAUCUGACGGUGCUUUCGUAAAGUGAGCUUAAGUUUUGGAGUGUAUAAGAAUGAUUUAUUAACCGAUAAACCUACAUCAACCUUCUGAGAGUCCACAGACAUGGGACCAGGAAAUUUGUUGUCUUUGCAAUUUAUUUAGCUGAUUCUGAAGUACUCUAAAACUCGAAAAUUACUGAUCUUGUACAGAAAAUAAUAAUCUAAUGUUUUAAGAAUUUUUUUGUUUGUUUCUCUGAAUGUUGUGGGUUCCCCCCGCAUUUUGUUUUUAUUUUAUUAGCAACCUUUCCUCUCGAUCUCACAAAAACUCGACUCCAGAUGCAAGGAGAAGCUGCCCUUGCUCGUUUGGGAGACAGUGGAAAAGAAUCUGCUCCCUACAGGGGCAUGGUGCGCACAGCCUUAGGGAUUGUCCAAGAGGAAGGCUUUCUAAAGCUUUGGCAAGGAGUGACACCUGCCAUUUACAGGCACUAUACUCUGGAGGUCGAAUGGUGACAUAUGAACAUCUCCGUGAAGUUGUGUUUGGCAAGAGUGAAGAUAAACACUAUCCUCUUUGGAAAUCGGUGAUAGGUGGGAUGAUGGCUGGUGUUGUUGGCCAAUUUUUAGCUAAUCCAACGGAUCUAGUGAAGGUACAGAUGCAAAUGGAAGGAAAAAGGAAACUUGAAGGAAAACCUUUGCGAUUUCGUGGUGUGCAUCAUGCAUUUGCGAAAAUCUUAGCUGAAGGAGGAAUACGUGGGCUUUGGGCAGGCUGGGUACCCAAUAUACAAAGAGCAGCGCUGGUGAAUAUGGGAGAUUUAACUACCUAUGAUACAGUGAAACACUAUUUGGUAUUGAAUAUACAGCUUGAAGAAAAUAUCAUGACUCAUGGUUUAUCAAGUUUCUGUUCUGGACUGGUGGCUUCUAUUCUGGGAACACCUGCUGAUGUCAUCAAGAGCCGAAUCAUGAAUCAACCACGAGAUAAACAAGGAAGGGGACUUUUAUAUAAAUCAUCAACUGAUUGUUUGAUUCAGGCUGUUCAAGGAGAAGGAUUUAUGAGUUUAUAUAAAGGCUUUGUACCAUCAUGGCUGAGAAUGACCCCUUGGUCACUGGUGUUCUGGCUUACCUAUGAAAAAAUCAGAGAGAUGAGUGGAGUCAGUCCAUUUUAAAUCCUUAAAGAUCCAGUCCCUAAAGAGACAGUGGUCAGUAUCACUGAAAUUUGAGCAUCUGCAACAUACUCCCCCUAUUCUUUCUACCUCUUUAGGAAGACACUCAAGAGACUCUGAUUAUAGGGGACGGCACUUUAUUUUUCCCUGGAAAACCAACUUUUCUUUGACUCCUCUUUUUGUUCAAAAGUAAUCAGGUUGGAUCACACAAGGCCACCAAAUGAGUUACCAAGCACAUCAUUUUCUAAAGAAGAAUCAAAUCCUGAUCAAGUACUUAUCUCAGGCAAGAAGAUUUGGCCUUUGAGAUACUAUGCUAUGCUGAAGAGCCUGCUUAAGGAGAAGUGGCAGGAAGGAUACAACAUCUCAGAUCUGAAGUAGACAAUAGAAAUGUAGAAGAACAUCUCUCUAUAGUGUUAAAAUGAUAUAUAACCUGUUAUGUCAGUAUUUACAGUUUAAAUUUGAUAAUUCACAUUUCUGUUGUUAAAGCGCACAUACUGUUCAUUAGAGGGUGACAUGAAAAUUCAUGAAAUAAACAUUUUGAGUUUCCCUAGUAUUGGAGGAAGUUGAUGUACCUUUUCUUAUCUGGAGGAUGAGAAAAAACAAGGUGAUAUGAUGUUUGUAUUUCAAGAAAAGUAGUGGCUUUCUGUCUUUGUCCCAACAUUCAGUCUGAUUUAAUGGUUAAUGUUCUACUACACAUGGUAAGGACAUCCUGACAGGCUCUGAAUCUGGAUGAAUUGCACGGAAGCAAUACGUACCUGGUUACAUUAUACUAUUACAAUUUGAACUUGUUACUAGCUCUCAAGAAUAUCAAUAUACUUUAAAAAUUCCCUUUAUUUGAUUAAGGCUUAGGUAGCUAAAUCCUUCUAAGAAAGUAACUUUAGUUCUCACCAGCCUUUCGGUGGCGUUUCAAAAGCUGACAUCAAACUGAGGUGAAGUAAAAAAUCUGACAUCAAACAGGUGAAGUUAGCCUGAGAUGAAGUUAGGGCUGAUAUGCAGCCUUUAUUAUCUUCUAUUCCUUAACACUAAUGACCCUAGAGAAAGAAACCCCAAAAACCUCAAAAGCUGUUUUAAGGCUGCAUCUUAGCCAGUGUGACAAAGCUUUCUACCGAAAGUGAUGAGCAAAAGUCAUCUGUGAUACACAGUUAGGUCUACAGUUACUGAAUCAAAUCUCAUCUAUUUUAGAAAGGUGAGAGGUUUCUUCAGAUUUGUUUACAUAACAUGUGCCCCCCCCCAAUUCAGAUAGUUUCUGGCUGGGUGACUAUAGUUAGAGUAGAGACCAACUGUCAAAACAGGAAAGCCGAAAAAGUUCAUAACCAACAAAGAUCUUGGAGCUAAUCAAAUAAAAUUUGAUAUGAUACAUGUAAUGUUGAACAGAAAAAAAAAUGUUUACAAGUUGCACUAAUGUCUAAAUCACUGCCAUUUUAAAAGAAGUAUUCUUUUAAAUAGAUUUAAUGUGAUGUGAUAAUAUGCAGUGAUCUAUUGCUUUUAUAUUGAAUUUGCAGAAUGUAGAAUUAAUCUCUUAAAAUAUUUAGGUAGUCUACUUUUUCAGUCAUUUGUUGAUAUGUAUAAAAUCGAGUUGUUAAAUAUAUUUAAAACAAUAUUCUGUACUUAAAUUCCCAAAUGUUUUGUAUUGGAAUCACUUGGGAAAUUUUUGGUUUUAAGUGGUUUAUAAUUUCCAAAAUUAAGAAAACUGGAUCAACAAAAUUAUAUGCAAACCAGGUCAUGAAAAAUUUUUUAUUUAGCUUUAUUUUUUAGGGGUUUAGAUUAAAAUCUGUUAUCUGAAUUCAACAUGAAUAACUGGAUUUUUUUAUAAUCUGAAAUGAUCCUUUGGGAUUAUCUGGCUUAAUCCUUUUAUUUUAUAUGUUAAUAAACGAGGCACAGAGAAGUCCACUUGUUCUGGCCAGCAUUACUUAGUACAGUGCCAGUAUAACGAUAUAUAGAUCUCCUGAUUGUUACAACUGAUAGUUAACUAUAUACUAAUGAAGUACUGAGUGAAUAUUCGCCUUAUGCCAUCUUCUCAACAGCCCAUUUCAGAAUUUUCAGUCUUACAAAAACAUUUUUCUUUAUUGCAGUAUACAUUUUAAUUUUGAAUUGCCAUUAGCAUAAAUUUUAGAGUGGAGUCAGCAUGCUUCAGGUUGAAUAGUAAGAUCCUCCAUAAUCUGUCAAAGGUUAUAUAUCCACCAUAUGUAUAUGUAUAUGUGUAUAUAUAUGUAUACACACAUCCCAGUACAUUCAGACUUUUUAAUUUAAGUCAUAUUCAUUAAUGUUCUUUGGAAAUGUUUUAUGUUCACCAACUUAAAAUCAUCUUGUUCCUCUCCAAAAUAAAAAAGAAUAAAAAUGCAGUAAUUAUG
Molecule: messenger RNA, 5329 nt
Organism: Sorex fumeus (smoky shrew)
Lineage: Eukaryota; Metazoa; Chordata; Mammalia; Eulipotyphla; Soricidae
Gene: SLC25A27
Product: solute carrier family 25 member 27
Exons: 8
Coding region: 2079-2981 (300 amino acids)
Biological process (GO): response to cold
Source: RefSeq, a predicted model, not a curated record